GGCUUAUAGAGGCUUAAGUUAUUUUCAGUGUACAUAUUGUACACACACAUUUUCUUUCUCCUAUAGGCUCAACAUAGCUUAAAAUAUUCUGACAUUUAGUUCCCUCAAUUUAUAUUUUUCUAAUGCUCCAUUAACUUAAACUGAACAAUUAAAACAAAGUAGCAACCAAAUAUCAGCUACAGAGAAAGACAAUUUCUCUUACACAUACACACACAUAUCCAUUUAACAGAAAACUAGUACUAGAGGCAAAAUAACAUUGAAAGAAUAGAGCUAGGUUCCCACAUCACAAAACAAAAGAGUAGUUUAACCUGGUUCAGCAAACUUUUCUUAAGGUAAAGGUAAAGGUUUUCCCCUGACAUUAAGUCCAGUCAUGACUGACUCUGGGGGUUGGUGCUCAUCUCCAUUUCUAAGCCGAAGAGCAGGGUUGUCCAUAGACACCUCCAAGACUAUGAGGCCGGCUUGACUGCAUGGAGUGCUGUUACCUUCCCGCCGGAGCGGUACUUAUUGAUCUACUCACAUUCGCAUGUUUUUGAACCGCUAUGUUGGCAGAAGCUAGGGUUAACAGAGGAAGCUCAUCCCGCUCCCCAGAUUCGAACUGCCGACCUUUCAGUCAGCAAGUUCAGCAGCUCAGCAGUUUAACCCGCCAUGCCACUGGGGGCUCCUAAAACUUUUCUUAAAAACUAAAAAGAUGUGUCUAUGAAAUAACAGGUGCUGUGUAUAAGUUUUCCAUAAGUAAACAAAAAUAUUUUGAGCCUUUUGAAGACUUUUCUUUAUUUUUAAUUCCAUCGGUGUCUUAUUGUGAGUUUUGGUGACCUGACAUAAGAGAUGUAUUCUUUCUUUUAACCUCCUGGUGUUAGCUGGCAGUGCAAGUUUACUUGUUCUGUCCUUUUCUCUUUGUUUUGCUGUUCACACAUGUUCAGAAAGGACUCUAGAGGCAACUGCUAUUUAUCCACUUGUAGGUAAGCAGACAGGCGCUACAGUAAACUGAUAACAGUACAAUCCCACUUUCCCCGUUCAAGUUUUUAUUGUAUUUUUUUUAAAACUGCAAACGUGCAGUUACAAACUCGCCAGCCCUCUGCCAUCCUCCCAGUGUCGAUGCUUCUAAAAAUAGGCGUAACUAGACAGAGGAGGAGAAAGGGGAAGAAAAGAAAGCUGAGAUUCACCUUUAUGAAAAAGAGCUUCAGUGCCACAGGCUUUGUAAGAGACUGAAUGAGGCAUAGUAAUUGUUUUCAUGUAAAAGGAGCUCCUCAAUCUCUUUGAUGUUACUUUUUUAAAAAUGAACACUUAAAAUUGAUACAAGACUGCACAGAAAUCCCCCACAGAUUGGCAUUCAUUCUCUGAGAUGCUCGCUAUGUUCCUUUAAUUUGUCUACUGAAUCCUGAUUUGUUUGCCAACUUGAUGCCUAUCUGAUGUAUUGAAAACAAAAAAAGUGUUGACACAUAUCUUGGCAAAAGGUAUCUACCCCAUGCACUGCUGAACUGUAUGGAUGGAACAAAGGCUCAAAGGCUCUGGUGCAAUAUUAACGGGAUGAAAUAUUUCCUAAAGAUUACAUCUAGUUUCCAAAGGAGGAGAACAUUUAUAGGCAUUGCAUAACACAGGCAGAAUUAGUAUAGUGUAAUUAUUGUAUAGUAUAAUUAUAACAAGAAAACAAGUGUUCUUUCAAUGAAACAUCUGAUGGAAGAUUAUGGAGUUGUGGUUCUCAUUGUGGAAACAGUCAAAACAGGAAGAAGGCAAGUUUCAUUCUGACAAAGCCACAUACCUAUAGAGGUGAGCUUCCACCAAACUCCAAUGAUGGUGUCUGUUUCUGACAUUUCCAUGAAGAAUGUGGAGCCUGCUCGGAGUCACGUUAUCUACAAGAAAGUGUCACAUGACAAAGCUGUAACACUCUACCUAGGGAAGCGAGAUUUCAUUGACCAUGUAGAAGAUGUGGAACCUGUGGAUGGUGUGGUGAUGGUGGAUCCUGAUAUUGUCAAGAACAAAAAAGUGUUUGUAACACUCACUUGUGCCUUCCGAUAUGGAGAUGAAGAUAUUGAUAUUAUAGGCCUGACCUUUCGAAGGGACCUAUACAUUUCUAGGGUUCAGGUAUACCCAUCCCUAGAAAAACACAUGCCACUCUCCAGCUUGCAGGAAUGCCUAAUAAAUAAAUUGGGGAAGAAUGCCUAUCCCUUCAUGUUAACGUUUCCAGACUAUUUGCCUUGUUCAGUCUGCUUGCAGCCAGGUCUGCGUGAUCAUGGGAAGUGCUGUGGAGUAGAUUUUGAGAUCAAAGCAUUUGCUGCAGAUGAUCCAGAAGAGACAGUUCUCAAAAGGAAUUCAGUGCGUUUGAUGAUCCGUAAAAUCCAGUAUGCCCCAGAAGUGCCGGGAUCCCAACCCCAAGCAGAGACCAGCUGGCAGUUUUUCUUGUCAAAGAGACCACUGCAUUUGAAAGCAUCCCUCAGCAAAGAGGUGUAUUACCAUGGUGAGGCAAUCCCUGUCACCUUGACUGUGAUCAACAAUACAGAAAAAGUGGUUAAGAAGAUUAGUAUUUCGGUGGAGCAAGUUGCCAAUGUGGUAUUGUAUUGCAGUGACUUCUACACCAAAACAGUGGCUCUUGAAGAAGUAGAGGAAAAAAUAGAGCCAAACUGCAUUCUGACAAAGACGAUCACAGUUCUGCCCCGGCUGGCAAGCAAUAGAACCAAAAAAGGCAUAGCCCUGGAUGGGAAGAUAAAGGAUGAAGACGCCAACUUGGCUUCCAGUACCAUAAUUAAAGAAGGAAUAGAUAAGACUGUUAUGGGGAUACUGGUUGCUUACAAGAUAAAACUGAAGCUGACAGUCUCGGGGCUGCUAGAUUUCGUCUCCAGUGAGGUGAGUAUGGAAUUGCCCUUCCGUCUAAUGCACCCAAAGCGAGAGGAGAUCAAUCCUACAGAUUAAAGGGAAGCUGCAAGCAGCCUCCAUCAUCACGUGACCUGGUGUUUGAAGAUUUUGCUCGCCAGCAGCUGAACGAUGAGAACUCUGAAGAAGAUGAUAAAGCGGACCCUUCAAAUGAUGAUUAAAAGAAAAAAGAAGAACAAACCAGUCAGGAAAGUCACAAAAUGUACAGCAAAGACAGUAGAAAAUAAUUGUAUUUUAACUCAAGAGGUUUUUAAAAUGCUAAAUAAUAGUGCUUGUUUUUAUUUAUUGUUUGAAAAAAGAAAAUUAAUAAACUGGGCUGGUGUUAUUUUAAAAUAUAAAAUAAAGCUUUUCAGAAGCAUCUAGCUGCAUUAAGAAUCGUUCCAAUUAAUUUUUCUAGCAAAUAAACAACUGUCUUGCACAACGUUCUCAUGUAUGUGAAAUCAAGGGUCAGGACAUCCUUCCUGUGUAGUUAAAAAUUCCCCUUCUGCUUGCCUGGAUUUGAAAAGGGAAGUACUUGAAACAAUUCUCUGGCUGCUUCUUGCAUGGUUUUUUGUGUGUUCAAUAAAAUUGUGAUGUAAAUCAA
Messenger RNA from Anolis carolinensis (green anole), 3451 nucleotides. RefSeq names its product S-antigen visual arrestin (gene sag). Gene Ontology annotation, biological process: signal transduction; G protein-coupled receptor internalization. Gene Ontology annotation, molecular function: G protein-coupled receptor binding. Lineage: Eukaryota; Metazoa; Chordata; Lepidosauria; Squamata; Anolidae. Bases 1789 to 2907 code for a protein of 372 amino acids. The record is from RefSeq and is a predicted model, not a curated record. The transcript is spliced from 16 exons. Gene Ontology annotation, cellular component: photoreceptor inner segment; photoreceptor outer segment.